Molecule: messenger RNA, 2466 nt
Organism: Saprolegnia parasitica CBS 223.65
Lineage: Eukaryota; Oomycota; Saprolegniomycetes; Saprolegniales; Saprolegniaceae
Exons: 17
Coding region: 1-2466 (821 amino acids)
Source: RefSeq, a predicted model, not a curated record
AUGGCCUCGUGCAUCACGAGGCUGCUCUUCGCGGCCACUGGAGUUGCCGCGACCACAUCCCUCUUUGUUGACCCCAACGUCGGCAACGACGCCACGAACGACGGAAGCCUCUCUCGGCCGCUGCAAACACUUGCCAAAGCGCAAACCGUCGUUCGCAGCUUUUGCAAGCGCAGCAGGGCCGGCACUCAUGCCGUGCCCACGACUCUGUCGUUUGGCCCUCAAGACAGCGGGGCGUCUGCCACAGCACGCGUCACGUACAAAGCUUACUGCAACCCGACGGCACUCUCCGACUUGACAAUACUGCCGUACCCUUACGUCAUGAACUCGACAACGCAGCUGCGGUAUCUCUGGAACGGCGUCAACAGUCCAUCGACCAGUACGACGCUGCCGCCGCUAGCGUUGCCGCCCGUGUGCUUUGACCUCGUUGGUGUCGGUCACACGUGCUACACGGUCGAGGCGCCUUGCGUCUCGGACUGCAUGACGGCGUGUCAGCGCAACGUCGACAAGCGGAUCUACUCGACCGCCGUGUACGAUCAGUUUUACCUCCUCUUUGGCCGGGAUCUGCACAGCGAGGACGAGUGUGUCGGGCUCUGUGUUCGAAUGUGCAGCACGUGUGAACAACCGAUUCUAUCGGGCAUGCAGACCAUCACAAACGGCGCGUGGGCGCUGUUUGCAGCGCCCGCAUGGAUGGCGCCAUUGAGCCCAAUCUACUCGCUCAGCUUGGCCGGGCGCAAUGUGCAAACAAUCACAGAGCUGUACCUUAAUGGAGACACGCGUCUCCCCCGCGCUGGGUUUCCCAACUCGAAUGGCAGCUACGGCUCUCAAUAUGCCCCGGCGUUCAACGGAUCCGCGCGUAGCUUUGCAUUCGACCCGACCUCCUUCUCGGCCAAGACGGCGCAUUGGACAAAUCUUGCGUCGAUUGCAGUCGAAGUGCGACUCAGCAGUGGGGCCAACGUAUGGUACAACGCCGCGAGUCUUGUUAGCAACGUCAUUGGCCUCGGCGCUGGCGGCGGUACUCUGUCGCCCACUGUGUUUCAAAAUGGCGUUCCGUGGAAUGCGACGACCGCCCGCGUUCGUGCUGAAAACAUUUUCGCCGAGUUUUAUGACGCGACGACGUCGAUGCUGUAUGUGAUUCCACCGGCCGGCGUCAGCUUGGCCUCGGCCAGCAUCUCGUUUCCGACCGUCAAGCAGCUACUCCAGAUCCAGGGGACGCCCGGUAUCGACCUGGGCUACAGUGUGCCUGGCUACUACACGAUCAUUACCGCCAACGAGACAGAGACCGCAGCUCCCCGGAAUCAAGCCGGCUGGACGUCCCACUUGACCUUUGACGGUCUCAUCUUUACGGGCACGACCCGGACUGAAAUGGAGCUCUAUGAAGCGCUACCGGGCCACCCGUGGACGCAAACACGCGUGGCUGCCGUGUACAUUGAGAGUGCGAGGGACAUUGUGAUCCGUCGAUCCACCUUUACCAACCUGCGUGGCAACGCCAUCAUGAUAUCGGGGCGCAACGAAGCGAUUCACGUCGUCCACAACCAUUUCAAGCAGCUUGGUGCGACAGCCGUCACCGUCCUUCCACGCGGCGUCACUGCCUUUCCCAAUCUUUCCCGCUUUGAGAUAUUCAACACCCUGCUUUCCAAUAUCUCGUUCAACCAGAUACACGACUUUGGCCUUGUGACGACCCAAUCCGCGGCGAUUUGGAUGCUCUCGACCAAUCAAACGACUGUGCGCGGCAACCUGGUCUACAAUAUACCUCCGAGCGGCGUGAGCUACAGCAUCACAAACGGCAACGGCGAUGCCACCAAGCCGGGGUACCUCUUGCGACCGUUGUCUACACCAGUGAGCCCCGCGGCUGUACUCGCCAACAGUUUAAGCACUACGUACUCGGUCGUCGUCGAUAUCGGGCGGUUUGACAUUCCCGUUGUCGCGAAGCUCAUUGGCGCACCGAUUUGCCUUCCAGCACAAGGUCGAGGUGGCGCUCUGUACGGCCAUCAGCACAGCGGGUGCUCGGGCUGCUGCCCUACAACAUCUGGCACAAGCACGAUUCGAAACACAGCGCUACCAGCAAUAACGGGUCUCGCAAUGCCACUGCGCCCCGGUGAUUUGCUGCAGCUGCAGGUGACAUCGGCGCCCUACUAUAACGCGCCCGUCGAUGUCUUUGUGGGCUUUCACAUUGUGACGCCUAAUCGCAUCGUCGAGGUGCCCAACUGGCGUUUUCACUGGCAAGUGCGCACACGUUCCUGUGUGGUUGCCACAACGACACAAGUCAUCACGUGUGGUGGUCCGUGCGGCUGCCCCUUGACCAACAUUGCUUCUCAUUUGAGCUGCGCUAUUGGCUACGACCCCAUCCCCACAUCGGUGGCGUGCUCUGGACCGUAUGAUUCUUGGAGUACAUGCCAAAGCGGCGUAUUGGGUCGCGUGCUCUAUUACAAUUGCUCCAUGACAUGCACGACGACUGUCUGCACGUGA